UCAAAAACUGACACCGAUCUCGUCCUGCCUGAGGCUAACGAAGAAGAACGUGAGAAGGAGUGGAAAUAUCCCUAUCAUCACACCCAGUCAUUGGGCAGGCUGCAGAGAGUGACAGAACACUGAGAUAUAUCAGGCAUCUGUCAUUGUUACUGUAUACCGAGCACAGGAUUCUAUGCAGCAUCACUCUCAGGACUGAGUCUAAAACAGCGCUCUGAAGAAGCACUGUUUACGGUACGACAUCCUCCUUGAUCUGAAUAACAGGAGAGACAGUUUGAAUGACACUUGUUCGCUAGUCUAGGAGGCAGGGGUCUUUUUUUUUUUUUAAAGACCUUUCUUUUUGGCACUGCUCCAUAAUUAAUUAAUUUAAUUUCUGGAAAAUAUCCUUCUUUUUUGCAAGUUACCAACAAAGGCGUAACAUUACGGAUUCGUAGAAGACAAGCAGCCAUGAAGCCAUUUAUACCAGUUACGCUGUUCAUGUGGAUCAUACUUGGAAUGACAAGGGCUGCCAAAAUUCUUGUGGUCCCGCCAAUAAUGUUUGAGAGCCAUCUAUACAUAUUUAAAACAGUAGCCUCUGCUUUGCACGAACAAGGACACCAAACUUUUUUACUUGUUUCUGAAGGAAGGGAUAUACCACCAUCUAGUCAUUACGAAUUGCAACGUUACCCGGGAAUUUUUAACUCCACCACAUCAGAUGAUUUUCUACAGUCCAAAAUGCAGAAUAUAUUCUCUGGGAGACUUACAGCACUGGAACUCUUUGAUAUUCUUGAUCAUUAUUCCCAAAACUGUGACAUAACUGUGGGCAACCAUGAACUCAUGCAGCGCCUGAAGCAAGAACACUAUGAUUUGGUGCUGGUUGAUCCAAAUGAGAUGUGUGGAUUCGUCAUAGCCAAUAUUUUGGAUGUUAAUUAUGCUGUGUUUUCUACUGGACUUUGGUAUCCAGCUGAAGUGGGUGCACCUGCUCCUCUAGCCUAUGUACCUGAGUUUAAUUCACUCCUCACAGAUCGCAUGAACCUGUUGGAAAGGAUUAAAAAUUCAAUUGUUUAUCUUGUUUCUCGAUUUGGAGUGAACUUUCUAGUCCUACCAAAAUAUGAAAGCAUAAUGAAAAAACACAACAUUUUGCCAACAAAGUCCAUGUAUGAUUUAAUCCAGGGAUCUUCUCUAUGGAUGCUCUGUACAGAUAUUGCACUGGAGUUUCCAAGGCCCACACUUCCAAAUGUAGUUUAUGUUGGGGGCAUCCUCACUAAACCAGUCAACCCAUUACCUCAAGAUUUUAAAAUGUGGGUGGACAGCGUGGAUGAAAAUGGAUUUGUUCUGGUUUCAUUUGGAGCGGGUGUGAAGUACUUGUCAGAAGACAUUGCACAUAAACUAGCUGGCGCACUUGCAAAAUUACCUCAGAAAGUGAUUUGGCGAUUUUCUGGGAGCAAACCAAACAAUUUAGGAAACAACACAAAACUGGUAGAAUGGCUACCUCAAAAUGACUUAUUGGGUCACCUGAAGAUUAAGGCAUUUCUCAGUCAUGGGGGUUUGAAUGGUAUUUUUGAAGCCAUGUACCAUGGAGUACCUGUUGUAGGAAUCCCACUUUUUGGUGACCAUUAUGAUACCAUGACACGUGUACAAGCAAAAGGAAUGGGUAUUCUUCUAGAAUGGAAAAAGAUGACAGAAGGAAAUUUAUUUAAAGCCCUUACAAAUGUUAUCAAUGAUGAAAGUUAUCGACAACAGGCGUUGAGGAUGUCCAACAUUCACAAGGAUCAACCAGGCCAUCCUGUGACUAGAGCUACAUAUUGGAUUGAUUACAUUCUACGUCAUGAUGGGGCAGAACACCUGCGAGCUGCGGCCUAUGAUAUCUCUUUGUACCAGUACUAUUUAGUGGAUGCUAUUAUACUUACACUUUUAGCAGGUUUCUUAGGCUGGUACUUUGUUUCAAAUCUAGUCAAAUAUUUUAAGAAAAAUUUAACCAGUACAAAGCACAGCACCCUAAAUGGAUUUUGUCAUAACGGAAUAGCAAAUGGCAAACACAAGAAAAACGGAUUCAUCAAACAUGAAAAAAAAGUAAAAUGAACAGAAAAGCACUGAUUUAAAAAGGAUUCCAAAAUGGGAAUUGAUGGUUUAUUACCAGUGCUGGGGGAGAUUUUGCUGCAUUGCUGGAAAUAUCUAUCUAGAAGGCCUACGCCACAUGGCUCCCCAUUGGCAUCCCUUACCAUCACUGUUUUUCCCAAGGCUGGCCUUAUCCCAUCUGUUGGAUUUUUAGUAAAUGUACUUCAUGCUCCCCCAACACUGACUUUCAGGCUUAAAAUAGAAUCUCCAAACACUUCCUCCUUAUAACAAAAUUUUAUUGAACGCUUAUCAAAACUAAAAGGUUUUACAUUUUAUAAAGGUUAAUUUUUAUUUUUUCUGCUAAGAGAUGGAGACAUGUUAAUGGUCUUGCAGGUAGUUCUGAAUUUAAGUCUGUAUGAAAUGUUAUUUUAACACCCACAGGGAUCCUUGCCUAAAAUUAGACCUGAAAAUUCUACUUGUAUAAGCAUUUAAAUACCUCACCCACAUAGCAUGUUUAACUGCAAUGAUAUGUUUUAUUGAACACUGUGGACAGCAUAACCACUUGAAGUGAUUGAGGUGAUUAUGAUGCCUGGAGUUUGCUGGAAAUGGGUUUUACAUCACUGCUAAAUGCUUUACUCGCUGCAGCCCACAGUAAUGCCUUUAAAUACGAUAUGACAGAGGCGGAGUUAUGCAAACCAUUUCAUACUGGCGAUUGAGUUAGUGAUUGGCUGAGAGCACUCCGUUGAAGCUCUCAGGCUAACUACUGCCUGCAUCCCUUGGUACAACGUGAAGGGGAUCAUAGCUUUACCUAUGACAUUUUGUCAUUGGCUGAAUGACUGCCAGUGACAGAAUCUCUCUGAGUAAAUUGUUUAGCAUUGAUGUGGGACCGAAAGCUCCAGGUACCCAAGUAUUUUAAUCAGUUAAUGUGGUUAUGAGUGUUACUGUAAGUCUUUUGGGAUAAAUAAUUUUUAGCUUUUUAAACACACCAUUAGUUGCUGCCUCUAGAUGAUGUAUUAAUUGUGUCCUAGAACAGGGGUGGGGAACCUUUUAUCUGCCAAGCACCAUUUGGAUAUUUAAAACAUCAUUCGCAGGCCAUACAAAAUUAUCAGCUUAAGAAUUAGCCUGCUGUAUUUGGUCAAACGUUUCAUUAACUCACUCCUAAUUUGAUGGCUGGAACAGCUUCUCUUUGGUGUGAUGUUGAUAUUGAUGAUGUUGCUACUCGCAGUGUGUGUGUGUGUGUGAGAGAUGGGUGUAGUGUGUGAGUGUGUGAGGUGCAGUCUGUGAGUGUGUGAGGGCUGCAUGCAGAGUGUGUGUGAGGGGUGCAGUGUGUUUGUGUGAGGGGUGCUGUUUGUGUGUGAGGCGGUACAGUGUGUUUGUGUGAGGAGUUCUGUGUGUGUUGGGGUGGGUGUGCAGUGUGUUUGUGCGAGGAGUUCCGUGUG
Molecule: messenger RNA, 3473 nt
Organism: Pelobates fuscus (common spadefoot toad)
Lineage: Eukaryota; Metazoa; Chordata; Amphibia; Anura; Pelobatidae
Gene: UGT8
Product: UDP glycosyltransferase 8
Exons: 7
Coding region: 445-2058 (537 amino acids)
Biological process (GO): galactosylceramide biosynthetic process
Cellular component (GO): endoplasmic reticulum
Molecular function (GO): N-acylsphingosine galactosyltransferase activity
Source: RefSeq, a predicted model, not a curated record